Messenger RNA from Fragaria vesca subsp. vesca, 2921 nucleotides. RefSeq names its product BTB/POZ domain-containing protein FBL11-like. The coding region runs from base 1 to 2763 and encodes 920 amino acids. NCBI's taxonomy places the organism in Eukaryota, Viridiplantae, Streptophyta, Magnoliopsida, Rosales, Rosaceae. The record is from RefSeq and is a predicted model, not a curated record. Gene Ontology annotation, biological process: SCF-dependent proteasomal ubiquitin-dependent protein catabolic process. Gene Ontology annotation, molecular function: protein binding. Gene Ontology annotation, cellular component: SCF ubiquitin ligase complex. The transcript is spliced from 19 exons.
AUGGCUUCAAGCUCAGACGACGGCUUCAUCACCGUCAUAUGCACAAACCCCAAAGCAACCGCCACCACCGCCACUGCAAGCACAGAAGUGUUUAUCUCAGUCACAGAUAUCCAAAGCUGGGAUUUGCCAGCAAUUCUCAGUUGCCGAUCACUCAAAGUUAAAGCUCAUCGGAGCAGGCUCAUCCAUCACUCCUCGUAUUUCCAUGGACUCCUCACCGGCAGCUUCAGCGAAUCGGGACUGGACUGUAUAGCAAUUGAGUGGAACCUGGAAACUUUUGUAGAUGUUUUGAAUUGUAUCUACGGCUGCGCGUUGGAUGUUACAUUUGAUAACUUCCUCCCUCUUAUUGAGGGUGCACUUUACUUUGGAGUGGUGAUGCUGCUCACGAGAUGUAAAACUUGGUUUUCUGAGGUUGCAUCAUCAGAGAUGCCACCACAAAUACAAUUGGAGGACUUGAUUUAUAUUUGGAGCUUUGGUUUAGAGCACGCCUGUGAUUUUCUUCCAGAAUUUUGUGCGAGCUAUCUUGCGAGAAAUUUUAUGUGGGCCAUAUCUAUGAAUUAUUUUGUAGAUAUUCCAUACGAAUUAUUAUUAUCGUGUGUGAAGAACAUAAAUUUGACUGUGGAUAGUGAAAUGCAUCUUGCUGAUGCACUUUUAAUUUGGCUCGAUGCUAAGACAGCAAGGAUGGAAGGUUUGAAUGGAAAUGAAGAUGACUGCACUUGCAUUUUGGAACAGAUUUGUACAACUCUUUUGCCGUUGUGGUUUGCUGCAGAGAAAAGAAGUUCUUGUCAUUUUUCUAAGUUUGCUGAUGAGAGCAUUAAUUCAAUUUUCAGACUACUGAAAAUUCCAUCCCCUAGCUCAAUAAUUGCCUUAGGAGAUGGUCACUUGCAUGAUUUAAGGAUUCGGCUGACAAAAUUUUCUAAGAAAGUAAACCUUUCAAGUUGCCCGCAGAUAACAUCAUUAAUGAUACUUUUGUCUGUGCUUCCUUCAUCACACAAUAUUGGAUCCACAUUAAGAAGUAUUGAACAGUCACCAAUUAAGUUUGACCGUCUUCGCAGAGAUCAGUGUUCAUUAUUACUGAGAUCCCUGCCAAUUCUGUCUUUUGAAGCAGUACAAGAAGUGGAUAUUUCCAAGUGUCCGAGGCUACAACUUGAUACUGCUAUUGAGUGCUUCUGCACAUCAUUUCCAUCUUUAAGGACACUAAAGGCAGCUUUUCUUCUGAACUUCAACAUAGAAACUCUCAGUCACCUGGUUCGGAAAUGCCCUAUGGUCUAUGAAGUUGACUUAACUACUGACACUAGUCCAAUUAUAAAAUCACAAUUUAUGGCAGAUUCUGAUCUCCAAUAUAUAUCUGAUGUCUUUGUCUCCUUACAAUACCUCAACCUUAGAGGGUGUAUUUCAUUAACUGAUGUUGGCAUCGCAAGUCUUCUUCUCAAAUGUCGUAAGCUACAUUCAGUUUUGGUUUGUGACACUUAUUUCGGGGUGAAUUCGGUCCUAGCUCUUUGUUCUAGCCCUUCAUAUUAUAUUGCUGGCCAAUAUAUAGAAAAUGAGCAUUUGGAGCCCGUGGCAUUUAAUCUUCAAGCACUUCAUAUGGGUGGCUGCAACCGUGUGGAAGAACCAUCUCUUCUAAAGAUUAUGUCUCAAAUGCAAAAGUUGAAGACUCUAUGCUUGCGCGAUACCAACCUAGAUGAUGCUGCUCUAUAUAAGUUUGGAGGUUCAUCCUUGGAGGUGCUUGACGUUUCUAAUACUAAGGUUGCACAAGCUGCUUUAGCUCAUCUUGUUGGUAGAAAUCCAGGUUUGAAGUGUUUGAAACUGAGAGGCUGUAGAAAUUUGUCUCAACAAGAACGUGACACUCAAAAAGGAGAAUUUUCAUCAGUCUAUUCUUGCAGAGAACUACUUAACACAAUUGGAAAAACUCUUAUGUUGGAAGAAAUUGCCCUUGGAUGGGGAUUUUCUUAUUCCUCUUUGGAAGCUCUGAAACCUGCAAUCUCAUCACUGAGGAAAAUAACAGUGGGCUUAGGUGGAUCAUUGGGUGAAGACUCACUGGGAAGACUACCAAACAUUUGUCCUAUGCUUGAGUCUAUUGCUAUUUACUUUCAGGUGUUAUCUGAUAGUAUCAUUCUGAAAAUUAUGGCAAACCUGAAAAACUUGCUAGUAUUGGCUUUGUGUUACUGUAUGGGUGAUAUAUCUAUUCUAAGCUUCAAAUUUUGUGUCCCAAACCUGAGGAAGUUGAAGCUUGAGCGGGUGACCCCUUGGAUGACAAACAAUGAUUUGGUUGUUCUUACUAAAAGCUGUGCGAAUCUAAUUGAGCUUUCAUUGCUAGGGUGCGUACUUCUCAAUUCAGAGUCUCAACAAAUAAUCUCACAUGGAUGGCCCGGCUUGGUUUCUAUUCAUCUCGAGGAAUGUGGUGAAAUGACAACAAAAGGGGUUUCUUCUCUUCUUGACUGUAAAGCUCUUGAAGAUCUCAUGCUGCGUCAUAAUGGUCCUGGGAUAAAGAAAAGCUUUAUUUCCCAUGCUGUUUCAAAGUUGCCACUGCUUAGGAAGGUGUCAUUAGAUAUGUGUGAUGCAAGUGAAGGUGAAUUUGAAAUUCCUGAUUAUGCUGACAGGUAUUUUCUAAGUACUGUGAAGAUCGCUAGAUGUAAAUCUCAGAGGUACGGUCUGGAUGUUCAGUUUGUCGAGGCUCGUAGGAGGCCUGUACACAAAGAAACACUUGUGGUGGUAUGGAACAGCAAGACUAUCAGUAGGACAGUGGUGAAGGAAAGGCUGUAAUGCUCUAAGCUCAGCGAUGUAGAGGUGUACCAACUGCCUUAUCAUGUAUUUACGCUGUACAAUUUACUUUGUCGAGUACUUUUGAGGUAAAUUAAAGUGUAUAGUGCACAAAAGGUCAUGCCAUGAAGCUGGAACUGAAUUUUGUGAUAUACUUUGUG